AUGGCAGACAUCUUAACCCAACUCCAAACCUGUCUUGACCAGCUCGCAACCCAAUUCUACGCUACCCUCGGCUACCUCACCACCUACCACGACAACUCCCCCGCCACCCCUCCCCCAAAUAUCCCGGAUGCCGCUCCGGCCCUCGCCAGAAUCCAAAAGAACUCGACGAACCCGCCUAUCCCAGCGGGGGCUGCUACAGUCGUUGCGUCGCAGCAGGCUUCUCCGCCACCGGCACCGGGUGCUGUUCCGUCAGUAGGAGUUCCAGGGACAGCGACAGGAGGAGGAGCGGAUGAGGGUAUUGUCGAUCCCUCGUUGCCUCCGCGUCCGGAUUCCCCGCGCACGUUUGCGAGUCGGCAGCGGGAACUUGCGCGCGAUCUCGUGAUCAAGGAGCAGCAGAUUGAGUAUUUGAUUUCUGUACUUCCCGGGAUUGGGUCUUCGGAGGCCCAGCAGGAGAAAAGGAUCCGCGAGCUAGAGGGGGAAUUGAGGCUUGUGGAGGAGGAGAGGGAGACGAAAAUAAAAGACUUGCGGAGGUUACGGAGGAGGUUGGAGGAUGUUUUAGGGGCCGUUGAAGUUGGAAUUUAUGGAAGGAGAUAA
Aspergillus ochraceoroseus IBT 24754 is the source of this 594-nucleotide messenger RNA. RefSeq lists its product as uncharacterized. Bases 1 to 594 code for a protein of 197 amino acids. Lineage: Eukaryota; Fungi; Ascomycota; Eurotiomycetes; Eurotiales; Aspergillaceae. Gene Ontology annotation, molecular function: transcription coregulator activity. Gene Ontology annotation, cellular component: mediator complex. The record is from RefSeq and is a predicted model, not a curated record. The transcript has 2 exons. Gene Ontology annotation, biological process: regulation of transcription by RNA polymerase II.